This is a messenger RNA of Exophiala oligosperma, 924 nucleotides long. RefSeq lists its product as uncharacterized. Bases 115 to 828 code for a protein of 237 amino acids. Gene Ontology annotation, biological process: cilium assembly. The transcript has a single exon. NCBI's taxonomy places the organism in Eukaryota, Fungi, Ascomycota, Eurotiomycetes, Chaetothyriales, Herpotrichiellaceae. The record is from RefSeq and is a predicted model, not a curated record.
CUUUAAAUCACUGCAUUGGCAACGGAGAACAAUAUUCCUCCAGUUGACUAAACAAUCACAUAUCCUAAACUUGUGCAAUCUUGCAACUACGGACGGUCCUAUCCUCAGACAAAAAUGAUUGCACCUCAACUGACCAAGAAUGAUUCGUCGGUGUUAGGAGCGUUGUUCGACCCUGAAUCCUCCUUGUCAAGUACCAUUCAGAUCGACAAGAGUCUCCCUGGGGACUCCAACUCUUCGUCGAUACGAAGAAUCCAGGAACGAGAACGGCGUGUACUACGACUGGUCGACCAGGAGAAGCCAUCUAUAUCCAACAUUCAAUAUGCCCUUUCCGAACUGACGGCUAUAAUUGAAGAUGAACCAUCCUAUGCCUCGGCUUUCAACAACAGAGCUCAAGUUCGACGACUGUUGAUCAAGGAUGCAGAUUUGCCGGGCAGCCCAGGCCUUGUGGCGGAGAUAUUCCAGGAUCUUGCUCGUGCCAUCUCACUGGCGACACCAAAUACAAUACGCGAUACCGUCAGUCGGAUGGAUGCGAAAGUGCUCGCAUCAGCUCAUACACACAGGGGCUACCUUCUCCUGAUGGCCAGUAAAUCCGAGAGGAACCGUGGAAUGUUGGACGCCGUUCCCAGUCUCAAAGACGAGACAAGGGACUCUCUGGAGGAAGCAGCGAGUCGGGAACUAGGUAUCGGCGGGCGAUACGGGAAUGAGACUGCUCGACAACUCGCAGUGAAGACGAACCCAUACGCGAAGCUAUGCGGUUCGAUCGUGAGGGAGGCGCUGACGAAGGAGAUUUCGGAUUAUUACAACCCACAGAUAUCCGUUGCACGAUGAAACGAUUAUCCCUUUUCAAUGAGAAUAGUACCGUCCCUUUCCACUUGCAAGGCACAAUGUCUAUUUUGCUUUCUCUGUAGAUACAUGACACAUAAG